AUGUUUCUUGGUCUUAUUGGUCAUAUAAUUAAUAUAAUUAUAUUCACUCGACCAAAUCUUAUUUCAAAUUCAUGUUGUAAUUAUUGUCUUGCAUCAUCAUGUGUUUCUAUUAUACAAAUUCUAUUUGGUCAAUUAUUUCGUAUGUUAAAAGCUGGUUAUCAUAUACCAAUACCAUCUCUUUGGUGGUGUCGAAUACGUACGUUUUUCUUAUAUUCAACUUCCUUGGCAUCAAUAAUUCUAAUCACACUUGCCUCUGCCGAUCGUUAUGUUUCAUCAUGUUCUCAAGUAAAAUAUCGUCAAUGGGCUAAUAUUAAAGUUGCACGACGUUUGAUUCUAAUUGUUUUAAUUAUUUCAGCUGUUUGUCGGUCACAUAUAUUAUCCUUUUUUGUUAUCGAUGAAGAUGAAGAAGACGAAUGUUGGGCUCCGGGAACCACCGAUUAUCGCUUAAUUUUUGAUAUUGUCUUUCUUAUUACUCAUGGACUAAUCUUUCCUGUACUAUUGGGUACAUUUGGUUUUCUUACAAUAUACAAUAUACGUCAACGACGACAGUCUGAUCAACAAAAUGGAGCAUCAAUUUUGCGACAACAUCGUAUUCGAGAUUUUCAACGGAUGACACUUAUCCAAACAGCUUCUGCCAUUGUAUUUACUCUUCCAUAUGCUAUUCAUAAAUUAUAUCGAACAGUAACUGCUUCCCCGUCGAAAAGUCCUGAAAAUUUAGCAUGGGAACGAUUGAUCAUGUCUAUAGUACGAUUACUAUGGUUUCUUCAUGAUAGUGGUGCAUUUUAUAUAUAUUCACUUUCAUCUGUGAAAUUUCGUCAUGAAUUAUUGAAAUUUCUUAAGAAACAUCGACCUCGAAGGGCAAGUGUUAUUUUAUAUAUUCUUAAAACAACAUUAAAAUUAAUUGAAAAAUCUGAAUUUAAUGUUAAUGAACUAUCAGUAUUAUUUGAUGAUGUUCUUAAUCCAAUUGCUGCUCAAGCUCAAAGUUUUUGGAUUUGGAUGACUGAAACAACGUCGAAUACUAUAAAUGGUAAUGUUCGUAUUGAAUUAACAUUAUCACAAGGAACAAAUGCUACUAGUUCACAAUUAACACUAUCUGAUCAAUUAUAUCGUCAAGCAAAAAUUGAUGAAGAAAAUCGACAUUUAAAGAAAAAAAAUCGAAAACUGAUGGUGAAUUACCAAAAAACAAGAAAGAAAUCAUCGAAAAAAUCUGAUAUAGCAGUAAUUAAUGAUAAUGAUGAUGAUAUUUAUCCAACUGUCAAAAUAACACGUGAUGAUGAAUCACCAGAAGGUGCUACAGAAAGUGGAAAUGAAGACAAUGAUCAUGAUGUGCAUGUUGGAAAAAAUAAAAAAUAUAAUCUACAUCGAGCACGUAAUAUUGACUUAAGUGAAAAACCUAUUCAAUCGAUUCCUACAUUACCACCAUUGACAUCUUAA
Rotaria sordida is the source of this 1434-nucleotide messenger RNA. The record is from the annotation of a GenBank genome assembly. Lineage: Eukaryota; Metazoa; Rotifera; Eurotatoria; Philodinida; Philodinidae.